CUAGGUUGGUUUGGCAGGGCAAAGCUCUCCGAACAAAACCCAGAAGCAUGGAGUCCGGGUGCCCUGAGUUGCUGGAGCCCCCAGAAGAUAUCUUCUCAACAGGAUCCUUCCUGGAGCUGGGGCUCGACUGUCCUCCGUCAAAGGGCCUUCAGAAGAGCGAACCUGACGAUCUCUUGAACCUCUUCAUUGAUCCCAAUAUGGUAUACUGCUCAGAAGCAGCUCCUGGUAGUGACAGUGGUGUCUCAGAAGACCCUAGCUCCCCAGCCCGACAGGCGCCCGACUCCCCCGCCCUCUAUGAGGUUGUCUAUGAGGCAGGGGCCUUGCAGAGCACUCAGCAGGAAGCGGGGCCAACCUUCGGACUCAUCUCCAUCCAGAUAGAGCAGUGGAGCUCUGCAUUCAUGGCACCUGAGACCUGCUCGGUCAGUGGGCUACCCUCUGAGGCUCAUAGACACAUCCUGCCUCGAGCCAGCACUGGAGCCCCAGCAGCUCCUGACGCCCUGCUGUCCUGCCAACGUCUGUUCCUGACAGAUGAAGAGAAGCAUCUGCUGGGGCAAGAAGGGGUUUCUCUGCCCUCUCACCUGCCCCUCACUAAGGCAGAGGAACGAGUACUCAAGAAGGUCAGGAGGAAAAUCCGCAACAAGCAGUCAGCACAGGACAGCCGACGGCGGAAGAAAGAAUACAUAGGCGGGCUGGAGAGCAGAGUGGCAGCCUGUUCUGCACAGAAUCAGGAACUACAGAGAAAAGUCCAGGAGCUGGAGAGGCAGAACACCUCCUUGGUGGCACAGGUCCAUCAGUUACAGAUGCUCACUGCUCAGACCUCCAGCAGAGCUGCCCAGACCAGUACCUGUGUUCUGAUUCUCCUUUUUUCACUGGCUCUCAUCAUCCUACCCAGCUUCAGCCCCUUCCAGGGUCAACCAGAAGGCAGACCUAAGGCUUACCAGCCUCAUGGAGUGAUUUCCAGAAAUAUCUUGACUCACAAGGACAUGACAGAAAGCCCAGAGAUUCCAGCGGUGAAGUCCCAACUGGAGGGGGGACUGCCUGAAGUCCCAGCUGCAAAUGGCUCUAUGAAGACACAGUUAAAGCUGGGGACGAGGAACAGACCGACUGGGCAGAUCAGAGGGAUGCUGCAUGCGGAUGAGAUGUAAGCCUUUCCAAUCACACAAGAAUCCAGAGGCUUCCCUGACUAUUUCAUCUGGAAUUCCCGUUUAGGCGUCCAUACCCUGGAGUUCUAACUCACUCAAGAUUCCACAGAUCCACAGAGGACAGGCUGCUUAGAUGGCAGGGCUUCUCAUACACUUCUCUCCUAUAUUUGUGGUUUCUUCUUUGGGGAUGGAACUAA
Chionomys nivalis (European snow vole) is the source of this 1339-nucleotide messenger RNA. RefSeq names its product cAMP responsive element binding protein 3 like 4 (gene Creb3l4). Gene Ontology annotation, molecular function: RNA polymerase II cis-regulatory region sequence-specific DNA binding; DNA-binding transcription factor activity, RNA polymerase II-specific. NCBI's taxonomy places the organism in Eukaryota, Metazoa, Chordata, Mammalia, Rodentia, Cricetidae. The transcript has 10 exons. The record is from RefSeq and is a predicted model, not a curated record. Gene Ontology annotation, cellular component: nucleus. Gene Ontology annotation, biological process: regulation of transcription by RNA polymerase II. The coding region runs from base 48 to 1145 and encodes 365 amino acids.